Babjeviella inositovora NRRL Y-12698 is the source of this 1499-nucleotide messenger RNA. RefSeq lists its product as uncharacterized. Lineage: Eukaryota; Fungi; Ascomycota; Pichiomycetes; Serinales. The transcript has a single exon. The coding region runs from base 341 to 1201 and encodes 286 amino acids. The record is from RefSeq and is a predicted model, not a curated record.
GCACAGCCUCCAAAAUUCACCAGGCAACAAGUGGUGGAGACCUUAACGCAAAUACGCCGUUGAGUCCAGAAUCUUCGGAUCACCAGGGAGGCAUCCUGUAGGCAUUUAUUACACGACUGCUGAGGAUUUUUACCGCACAGCAUAAGGCCCUGAUCCUUCUCCCCUGGCACGUCUGAGGCUUUAGCCAAAAACGUAUCCUCUAGUUAUAUAUAUUUGUCCCGAUCCGCAUUUUAGGAUCAACCGAUCUACACUUGUGAAAGUGCUCCAUACACACUUUUCGUCCUUUCUAUUUGCAUCUUUACAAAGAGCUCCACGCAUCUACUGUAACUGAAACCCUACAAUGCAUUUCAGCGUCUUGCGAGCCUUCUUGUUGUUACUCUUGGCUCAUCUUGCCCUUGCUAAGACCAUACCACUAGAAGAGCUUUUGUACAACUCCAAAAAUGUGUGCACGCAUCUUGAACAAUCGUUCCUCUCCGCCAUCCACAAUAUGAGCGCUGUCACGGCUCAGGGUGAUCGUAUGCCGCUUGACGACUUCAGGGUAGACUUAUACUUGUCUCUCGUAUCUCCUGAGGGUGCAACUGAAGAUCUCCAAUACCAAAUUGAUUACAUCAUCCAGUUUUCCAACCAGUCUCUUCAACGCGGUUUGGCCCUUGUAGCCAACCGCAAAUUGCUCACCUCUUCUACGGGGCAAUUCUACGCGUCUGGUGGCGAGCACUUCAAAUUUGUUUUCCCGACAAACCAACUCUGCAACUUCAUCCGAGGCAUCUAUAUCACCUUCGAAUUCCAGGACGAUCCUUUCAGCGAGGGCUACGUCUUGUCUCACAACUGCGACCCUGGAAGCUUGGCCUUUAGCUACGGGAAGCACUGCUUGAAGAUUGAUUUUGAGAGUCACCCCGUAAUGAACUUGGAAACCUGUAUCGCUCCUUCCACCGACUCUGUUAUCCGCCGUGGCGGCAGCGCCAACAAGUUGGUCAGCUCCUGCUGCAAGAAGUACAUUAAUUCGCAAUACGAAGGACAUGACUCCAAGUGUUACACGCGGCACACCUUGAACAAGAUUAAUAACACCAGUAUUGACUUGAACAUAGGAGUGCUUCUACUCCUCACUGCUGUCGGCUUCAUCCUUUUCCGAGUCUUUUUGCGCUUGCGCAUCUACUACUUGGCAUCUUCCAGCACAUACAAAAAGAUCAAAGAUGAUGCCUGAUUAAUGCUUCCCCCCUUUUUUUUGAUAUAUCUUCACUACCUUCUGUUUAUACUAUUCCUGGCAUUUAUACAUUCCUUCACUUCUCCUGCCGCUUGUGGCAGCAUUUUGGUUCUUUUCCCCCGGUUCAAUUCAAUUCGUUAAAUAAUGAUUCAGAAAUUAAAGUAAUGUGAUAUUGAUGGUGGACCGGUCUAGUGACGGGAUAUUUUUGAACUAGUCGGCGUAACCAAAGUGGACGUUUAUAAUGACAUACCAAUCAAAUAUGACUUGUAUUUAGAAACAGGAGUACUAUUGAAUGUUU